Molecule: messenger RNA, 2661 nt
Organism: Musa acuminata AAA Group (dessert banana)
Lineage: Eukaryota; Viridiplantae; Streptophyta; Magnoliopsida; Zingiberales; Musaceae
Product: endoglucanase 23-like
Exons: 6
Coding region: 1013-2497 (494 amino acids)
Biological process (GO): carbohydrate metabolic process
Molecular function (GO): hydrolase activity, hydrolyzing O-glycosyl compounds
Source: RefSeq, a predicted model, not a curated record
GAAUUACUAGGAGUGGCUCAUGAAAGAUUGUAAGUCAUCACAGUCAAGUUUGGCAUAUUGAUCACGGAAUAUUGCUACAUUAGUUGUAAUAGAUAUUUCGCAUUAACUUUAACUACCAUUCAUCAAGUUUGGCAUCAUGCUUAGUUCAUAUUUGUGUUGGUGUCAUCUUAGUAUAAUGUUUUAUGGUCUUAACCAAUAUUCUUCUAGGAAGAUAACUCUUUGGUUUUCAUCUUAACAUUGUAUUUAUGAUUAUGAUCUCUGGAUUCUCCACAAAUUCAUAGGAAUGAUAAUGAAUUUGCUAUCAAACGGACCCAAAUCACAUCCUUAAUUGAUUUGCUUAUUCUUCCACUGGGCCAACCUCUAUCUAAUUACUUGAAGUCCUCAUGCAGGGUGCCAAAUAGCAAACAUUUAUUAGAUCAACUCAGUGGAAAUUGAUUAAAUCAAGUUUGCUGGAAUUGCACCUUAUCUACCUAAGAACAUGGUUUCUGCAUUUAGAUUUUUGUAGAAAGAAUUAUUUGGGACUCCUGAAAACUAUUGGUAAGAUUGCAUGUAACACGUGCCUUGUUAGCAUUAGAUUAACUUCAAAUUCCAUAAAUGAUGGUAGUAUGCUACUGUAGGAACAUUAAAUUAAAUAAUUAUAUCACAAUCUCAGUCUGAUUUGACUUUCAUAGCUUUUCCCAACUGCAUUGCAUUUCAUUAUUGAUGCCUUGAAGGAAGGUUUGCCAUGAGAAUCUCUCAGUAGUCAAAAGAGUAUGUAUAAGUAUCCAAAUCAUCUUUGUUUUAACUAAGGAUAUUUUGGACAUUAUGCUUAUUGUUAUUGAUGCUGUUGGAGUAGUGAAAAGAUUUAGACAAAUGCAUGAUAUGCUUUCUUCUCCAUGCAAAAAACUUUCAGUGCAAGUGUCUCAUUUCUUUUGGCAGCAUCUCAUGCUCUUGGUUUGCACAAGCAAAGCUUUCCAUGAAUCAUAAAGGCAUGAAGGAGGCUCAACAGGAUGACUGAGAGUUUGUAGCAGUCAUGAAACCCUUCUUGCUUCCACUCCUGCUGCUGCUUGCUCUGCCAUUGCCAUUGGCGAGAAGCCAUGACUACCACGACGCAUUGGCCAAAUCCAUUCUGUUCUUUGAAGGCCAGAGGUCCGGCAAGCUGCCGGCGGACCAGCGCGCCGUGUGGCGCGGCGACUCGGCCUUGUUGGACGGGUCCGAGGUCGGAGUCGACCUCACCGGAGGGUACUACGACGCCGGGGACAACGUCAAGUUCGGCUUCCCCAUGGCCUUCACCACCACGAUGCUGUCGUGGAGCGUCAUCGAGUUCGGCGACUGCAUGCCGGCUGACGAGCUCCGCAACGCCGCGGCGGCCAUCCGAUGGGCCACGGAUUACCUCCUCAAGACCGUCUCCCACCCCGGCAUCGUCUUCGUUCAGGUGGGGAACCCUAUAAGCGACCACAACUGCUGGGAGCGGCCGGAGGACAUGGACACGGCGCGGACGGUGUACUACGUGAGCGCGGACCGGCCGGGGUCCGAGGUGGCUGGCGAGACGGCGGCCGCAUUGGCGGCGGCGUCGAUGGUGUUCCGCCAGACCGACUCGGCCUACUCGCGGAAGCUGCUGAAGAAUGCAAUGAGGGUGUUCGACUUCGCCGACACCCACAAGGGUGCUUACAGUGACGACCCCGGGCUCAAAGCUGGGGUGUGCCCCUUCUACUGUGAUUUCGAUGGAUACCAGGAUGAGUUACUGUGGGGAGCAGCAUGGCUCAGAAGGGCCUCAAGAAACGAUUCCUUCCUCAAUUACAUCCAAAACAAUGGCAAAACUCUUGGAGCAGAUGACAACAUCAAUGAGUUCGGAUGGGACAACAAGCAUGCCGGCCUCAAUGUCCUCAUCUCCAAGGAGUUCAUGGAAGGACAAGUGCUCUCGCUGGAGUCCUACAAAGAGUUUGCCGACAGCUUUAUGUGCACACUGAUACCGGAGUCUUUCUCCUCACACAUCCAAUACACUCCUGGUGGGCUCAUCUACAAGCCCGGAGGCAGCAACAUGCAGCAUGUGACCUCCAUCUCUUUCCUCCUCCUCGCCUACGCCAAGUACCUCGCCAAGUCUUCACAGACUGUGAACUGUGGCAGCAUCCAGGUUGCUCCAUCGUCUCUUCAGCUUCAAGCCAAGAAGCAGAUUGAUUACGUGCUGGGGGACAAUCCAAUGAACAUGUCGUACAUGGUUGGAUAUGGAGAUCGAUAUCCGCAGCGAGUUCACCACCGAGGUUCUUCGUUGCCGUCAAUCUCCAGCCAUCCCAGGUUCAUUGCAUGCAAGGACGGCACAGAUUACUACAGGUCUCCGAACCCUAACAUCAACCCUCACGUCGGAGCGGUGGUCGGCGGCCCGUCCGACGACGACGUCUACGAAGAUGACCGUGCGGAUUUCCGCAAAUCGGAGCCUACUACCUAUAUCAACGCUCCGUUGGUUGGCGCUCUGGCCUACUUUGUGGCGAACCCUAAUGCAGGCCUUGUUCUUAGGUAGUGGCAUGCAUGGGGAGUUCCAAGUGUACAUGAAACAGCGAGUAACUAAAGAAAGGAAACAAAAGAAAAAGAGUGCCAUGGGAUUUUAUUCAUCGCAAACCAAAGAGUUAUAUGCAUUUAGCUCAAAAGUUUUUCCUUGAAUGACAUGUUCCUUUUUCACAUCAA